AUGGCUGUACCCACCCCACUGCCCCCCAGCCUGCGCCGAGGCUUGGUGGCCUUCAGUGGCUCCCUCUUCAUCAACAACAAGACGUGGGACAGCAGCACUGCCCACGGCUACCAGCCAGCUCAAAAGGUGCUGUCCAGCCUGCCCCUCCAGGUGAUGCUCUACUUCAACGUCUACUACUUCCCAGUCUGGUGCCUGGCUGAGGGAAUUAUGCUGCACCUGAAGUACCACCUGCUGCCUUGGCACUAUCAGUUCCUGCUGGUCACAGCCUUCCUUAUCCUCUCGCUGGCUGAGGGCUCCCGCCUCUACUUGGGCUACCUGGGGAACCUCCAGGAGAAGGUGCCUGAGCUGGCUGGGUUCCUGCUCCUCUCCUUCCUGAUCCAGCUGCCCCUCCUGCUCUUCCUGCUGAUGGACAGGCAGGUCAUCCACCUACCGCUGGAGGUGCCCAUGCACAGCUUGUUCCUGACCUUCCUCCUCCCCGAGAUCGUGGCUGCCUUCCUGGCACUGAGGACCAUGACCAAGCAUCUGGCGGCACAGUUCUACCUGCGGCAGUUCCAGGAGGGUGCGAGGGGCCAGCUGGAGCCAGAGGGCACAGGGGGACAGGCAGCCAAGAUGGGAUGAUGCUGCAUGACCCCUCCACCCCACACAGCUGAUCCUGGCAAGGAGCAUUAAACAGUGCUUGAACCCACA
Lonchura striata (white-rumped munia) is the source of this 687-nucleotide messenger RNA. The record is from RefSeq and is a predicted model, not a curated record. Lineage: Eukaryota; Metazoa; Chordata; Aves; Passeriformes; Estrildidae.